Xyrauchen texanus (razorback sucker) is the source of this 2195-nucleotide messenger RNA. RefSeq names its product gap junction gamma-1 protein-like. Gene Ontology annotation, biological process: cell communication. The coding region runs from base 527 to 1972 and encodes 481 amino acids. Gene Ontology annotation, cellular component: connexin complex. The record is from RefSeq and is a predicted model, not a curated record. Lineage: Eukaryota; Metazoa; Chordata; Actinopteri; Cypriniformes; Catostomidae. The transcript has 2 exons.
UCGUAGUGAUUCGUUGUUCUCAGACAAGAUGGACAGUUCACACGUGUUCUGUGUAGUGCGUUAUACUAGGUGCGCGAUUGAAAUUUACACUGCAAGCGCGCGAGAAUUUUUCUCAAGGUAAAUACGCGGACGAGACGACCUCGCGUUAGAGGCGCGAAAAUGAAAUCAGCUGCCAGCAAGGUUCAGCACCGAUUUCUUAGAAAUGACUGAAGAUUUACACUCAGCUGCGCUUGUUUUAGCACAAAAUUGGAAAUGAAUAUUAACAACACUCGAGGCACAUCGUAGAAUAACGUUGGUGACUUAACAGUAUGUUAAAAUUGGACAAUAUCUGUUAUACUCUGAGGUCUCCUGAGGUCUUCAACGCUUACAAGACGGAAGCAACAUCUGGGCAGCGAUUAAAAUAAGGUUGACCUACCGUCAUUUGACCGGGGCAUCCUUCUUCUUAAAAUAAUCAUCACAGACUCGCCGAGCGUGUCUGUGAGCUGUGCAGUGUGGGACGCUGUCUGCCCCGUUGUCAUCAGACGUCAUGAGCUGGAGCUUCCUGACACGUCUGCUGGAGGAGAUCCAGCACCACUCCACGUCAGUGGGGAAACUCUGGCUCACCACGCUAGUUGUCUUCCGUAUCGUACUGACUGCAGUGGGCGGUGAGUCCAUAUACUACGACGAGCAGAGCAAGUUUAUUUGCAACUCAGGUCAGCCGGGAUGUGAGAAUGUCUGCUAUGAUGCAUUUGCACCACUCUCGCACGUGCGAUUCUGGGUUUUCCAGAUCAUUCUGUCUGCCCUGCCCUCUCUGCUCUACAUGGGCUAUGCAGCCAAUAAGAUCUCCCACAAAGAGGAGUCACGGGGUGGAGCAGGGGCCGUGGCUUCAGCAGGGGACGGGACAGGGGGAGGAUACACCCAGCGGAGGCCAAGAAAGAUGUAUUUUGGGGCAAGGCAGCACAGAGCAGGACACGAGGACGGGGAAGAGGAACGGGAAGAUGACCCCAUGAUCUACGAAGUGCCUGAGAUAGACACCUCACGCCGGGAGUUGGUGCCACCGCGACCCAAGCCCAAAAUGCGUCAUGAUGGACGCCGGCGUAUCCGUGAUGAUGGGCUGAUGCGAGUGUAUGUUCUACAGCUGCUGACACGUUCUGCACUGGAGGCGGGCUUUCUGGCAGGACAGUAUCUGCUGUAUGGCUUUCGUGUGGAACCAAUCUUUGUGUGCUCAGAUAAGCCCUGCCCACACCAUGUGGACUGUUUCAUCUCACGCCCUACAGAAAAGACCAUCUUCCUACGAAUCAUGUAUGGUGUCAGCUGCCUUUGCUUGCUACUUAAUGUGUGGGAAAUUAUUCACCUCGGAGUUGGAACCAUUAGCGAUGUUCUCCGCAAACGAAAUGCAGCAGCAACUGAGGAUGAGUACCAACUGGGCCUGCUUACUGCAGGGGGUGUGUCUGUAGGAGUAGGCGGGCCAGCACUAAGUGAGGGAGAGCCAGGAGGCGGGGUUGAUGGAGGUGUUAGAGAAGCAGACUAUGUUGGUUAUCCGUUCUCAUGGAACACCCCUUCUGCACCACCGGGCUACAACAUUGUGGUAAAGCCUGAGACCAUGCCAUACACAGACCUGAGCAAUGCCAAGAUGGCAUGCAAGCAGAACCGUGCCAACAUUGCACAGGAGGAGCAGCAGCAGUAUGGCUCCAAUGAAGACAACUUUCCAUCAGCAGGCGAGGCGCGGCCACUACAGAUCAACAAAGACGUCAUUCAAUUAGAGGCUGCCAUUCAAGCCUAUACCUUGCAGCACCAUGCCAAUAAUAAUAACCAUGAUGACCAAAACGACAACCAUGACAUUGAUGAAAAGCCUCAGAUUAACAUCACUACAGCACCACAAAAGGAGCGAAAGCACCGGCCCAAGCAUGGAAAAUCUGGGAGCGCUGGAAGCAGCAGCAGCAGCAGUAGUAGUAGCAAGUCAAGAGAAGGCAAACCAUCUGUCUGGAUCUGAAAUCUAUACACACAUGCCUGAGCAUUAUACUCUGGGAACAGUUACAUUACAUAUAUUUAUAUUGAAGAAAUAUUCCUGGCUCAGUACAAGUUAAGCUCAACGACAGCAUUUGUGGCAUUGUGUUGAUAACCACAAACAUUCAUUUCAACUUGUCCCUCCUUUUCCUAAAAAAAAAGAAAAGAAAAAUGCUAAAUUCCAGUGAGGCACUUAAAAUGUAAGUGAA